Molecule: messenger RNA, 264 nt
Organism: Brassica napus (rape)
Lineage: Eukaryota; Viridiplantae; Streptophyta; Magnoliopsida; Brassicales; Brassicaceae
Exons: 1
Coding region: 1-264 (87 amino acids)
Source: RefSeq, a predicted model, not a curated record
AUGGCGGGAAAGGUGUAUAUGGUAAUGGCAUUGAUAAUAAUGGGAUUUGUUUUACAAGCAUGCAAUGGAAUGAAUGUUGAUGUUGAUGAUGGUGAUGAUAUCAAGCCAACAGAAGAUUCAAGAUUCUUUUGCUUCAGAGUCUGUUCCAUUAGAUGUGGCAAACAAAACAAACCUUGUUACCAAGAAUGUUUGCCAAAAUGUGGUCUUCCACGACGACUUGCUAAACCAACAACAUCUCCAUCAUCACCGUCCUCCACCGUUUGA